Molecule: messenger RNA, 4363 nt
Organism: Phytophthora infestans T30-4
Lineage: Eukaryota; Oomycota; Peronosporomycetes; Peronosporales; Peronosporaceae
Exons: 1
Coding region: 9-4217 (1402 amino acids)
Molecular function (GO): lipid binding; metal ion binding
Source: RefSeq, a predicted model, not a curated record
CUUGUGAAAUGGCCCGAGGCUUCUCUUCGUCGCGGGUGGCGGGACCCGCGGCUUCUACGGCCAGCAACGAGUCUCUGGGUGCCUCGCGCGUAUGGACGCCUCUGCGCGAGAACUACUUCGAGCCUCCGCUGCUCUCGUCGCGUGAGCGCGCGUACCUCGUGCGCAAAUCAUGCGAGGCGGCUCAGGAGCUCGUGGAACGCGCACGCAGCGCCGGCGGGCCUAUCGCAUGGCGCCACGUAGAGAAGGACAAUGGCGUACAGAUCUAUGCGGGCUCUCCGCGCUCGACAGCCACCGGCGCGGCCCUCACCGCCGCCAGUAUGUGUGGCGUGACCAGUGUGCCGGGCACCGUGAAGGAGGUGGCGUCACUCUUCCAAUUAGGCUCGACACGACAAAUGAAGGAGUUCGCUAGAGCGCAUCGAGAAUGGUUCUACGACGGCGUGGUGUUGCAUACCCUGGCUCCUCGGACAAAGGAAAAGCCUUUGCACCAAGUGACAGCCAAGUGGAUGGUUGUGCAGAUGCCACACGGUUUGCCACAUCGCGAUUUCUGCUACUUGGAGUGUCAAGACAAGUUUAUCGAUGCCAGAGGACGCAAAGGGUGGGUUCUGGGCCAACACUCGAUCAAAUUACCCGGUUGUGACGACCUGAAGAAAGAAUUCGGACUUGUGCGUGGCAGUUUGUACCAUUCCGGCUUCGUAUUGGUGGAAAGUGAAGAGCGACCGGGUCAUGUGGAUGUGAUUCACCUCGUGCAACUGAAUUUGAAGGAACACACUCCUGUGCCCGCCAGUUUAUUGCGAAUGCGCGUGUUGUUCGUCGCCCAGGUGAGGAACAUGCUGAGGAGUAAACGUCUCAAUGAGCAGCGAUACUUGAGCGACCUGGAGCUGGUCCCCAGGAAGUACAGAGCCAGAUGUGCCGUGUGUCAGGACUCGUUCUCGCUCUUAUUAUUGAGGAAAAUGAACUGCCGCAAGUGUGGAGAAGUUGUCUGUGCUGCCUGUAGCAAGGAAUUCCCCAUUGAGAACCGCAACUUUGCGGCGACGAAUGGAGGCGACGAGGUGCGUAAACUACGCAUCUGUAUGCACUGUUUCCAGGUGAUUACGAACGCCCCCAAGCCCACGUCGGCUCUGGUUGAACCGCCACAUUCCUCGACCAUGUCAAUGAGUUUCUUGGGGUAUCAUGAUGAUGACAGACGCGCGUCAUUUAUGACGUCUUGUGUUGGUGGGCGUCAUGGUCACAGAGAGGAGGAAGCGCCCAAGAUUUUCUUGCAGUCCAUGCGACGUGAGAAACCUUCAAGUCGCCGGAUGUCCAGCACGUCGCCGAUUCCUGGCUUUGGUGCGGACUUUCCGCCCUCGACGUCGCGUCAUUGCUCACGUGGACAACCCCCCGAUGCUGAUCUGUAUAGACGAUCGCAGAGAUACCAGCAACAACAACAGGACUACAGUCGCUCACGUGAUCACCGUGGCAGUCAACGUAUGCGGCCUUCUGACUUCCGACCAAGCCAGAGUUUGUCGCUGGAUGACCCUAUUGCUAGAGGAGAAGGACGCAUCACGUUGCAGAUGCCAGGACCGCCUGCUGUACCGUCUCCCGCCUCGAUUUUCGACCGUCCGGUUCCUGGAGCGUCACGACGUCCGCCGAAUGGGAUUCCACGCAGUCAAAGUAGCGACAUGCUGCUAGGAAAUGGCCGCAAUAUGAGCAACUUCAGUCGUUUACAGGAGCUCAGUAGUCGCGAACGUCUAGAGCAACUACAGCGUCAGGACAACUACAUGAGCCGCUCCAGUAGCGACCACCGCAUGCCCGACGCCUACAUGUCUGCGCUGCAGCAAGCCAGUCGCGACAAACACGACUUUGACGCUCCUCCGAUGUACCACGCUCCACCCAGCGACUUUGGUGCGUAUGGUGCGACGUUGGCUGACCACGCGGUGAUUCCGGACUUCGGGCCGUACGAUGCGACGCUGGACGACCCGAACGCGCCGCCUCCGCUGGAAAUGAGUGCGCUGACGACGUCUGCGUCGACUAUUCCGAUUGAUCUAAACAGUAUGAGCAUGGCUGCCAUGCCGCCCACUGCUCCUAGAGACGGCGGACGCGACCACGAACUGCGGCGUCAACGCGAACGUGAGAUCGAGCAGCGACGUUCGUCGACUAGCUCGGACUCUUCUGCCAGCUCUAUCGACAUUGACACGUACGACGAUCCACCGACUCGUGCUGUGGUUCCCCCAAUUGCCGAGCAGAAACAUGACGAGAGUAUGGGACGUAUGACGCAGCCGGUGCAAAGCUUCGUUGCUGCGAUGGAAAACGACGUGAAAGCAGCGAAUAUCUACGACACGGACGAAGACUCAGAGACGUCUAUGGGGGCGUCGGACGAUGAAGAAGAGCGUCGUGUCAGCGCCAAGCUUUCCACGUUGUCCAGUGCUCUGGCUCGUAAGCCCGUCGAUGAUGAUGUUGAGGAGACGAAAGCUCAGGAAUUCGCUGAAACGCCUGCGCUGCCGCCUCCGUCGCCUUCGGCUCAUACUGCUACACGUAAUGUGCUAGAGCGCCCGUCCAUUGCGAACUCGUUGGUAGGCUCGCAAUUGGCGCCUCCCUUUACUGACAACACACAAGCCGUGGCUCCUAAGAAGACUGGGGUAGUUGAGGUAGACCUGAUUGACCGCGAUCAACAGCUGCAACGCUCGAAAGUGGAAGACUUGAUCGAUUAUGAGUAUGACCAGACGAAUAUAGCCAAGAAACGCGAUGAACACGUAUCGGAGACAUCUCCAGGAUGCGAUGAAGAUAAACAAGUGGAUCGUUUGGCCAGGAAGUACUCGCUACACGGGCAGAUGGAGGCUCCCACUGACGGACAGCAGUCUGAGUCGGACGAUGAGGCGAUCCUCAACACGGUGGGCUGCGAUAUGAACUACUUGGAUGCCGACAUGCGUCAGUUCCACGACCAAUCACUCUUUAUUCGUCAGAGCCAUGACGGUGGUGCGUCCCAAUCGAACGAUGAGAUGUCUCCGUACGAGCGCAUGCCGACGUCUCCCAAGACCAAGAGUGGUAAAGCUUUAGAUCUGGCGAUACCCUCACGUCCUACUAUCAAUCGUGAAGGUACUUUCGCUCUCGAAAACAUGUCGGUGGACGAACGGCAGCGAUCCACGAACACUCGUGCUGGUUCUGCCAACCGCGUGGUGCUGGGCCCCAGUGAACUAAGCGACAAGAGUUCGCCCUCGACCACACGUACCGACGACCGCUUUGCUACUGGUGUGAGUCUCGUUUCAACUGCUGUAGACGGCGCUGCUGAUGAUUUGGCGUUCAAAGGAGCUCAACGUGGCUACGAAGUCCCUCGCGACAGGCUAGCGCCAGUAGAAGAUGACUCGACACCUCCUGUUAUUCCCAUGUCGAUGAUGCUGGCGGCGGACACGCUGCAGACCAGCGGUGAUGAGGUUUCAGAGAGCCGCGCUCGUGCAUCCAGCAGAAUCUCCUUCUCCUCGGUCCCUAGCAGCAGUGCACGUGGCAGCAGUAUCUGUAGUAUGGGUCUGGAUGCGAUAACGCCGCCGGCAACGCCACCGUCUGCCUCGCCUGUCGCUAUUGAGAGGCUCUCAGCAACGUCAGCAUCAUCACCUGCUGCCUUGGACCUCGCAACUUCUACGUCUCCUAGCUUCAACGAGGCUAUCAUCCCGCCACGAAGCAACAGUACUGCGCCGGCGUAUCUUCCUGAUCGUUUCCGCGCGGCAGAGCAACAGACACCGCCUAAAGAGGAGCCGACCACCUCGACCGCUUCGAGUACGCCAAGACAGAGCACCGACAGCAGCUCCGCUCUGGACAACUUCCAGCUGAACUUCUCGGCUUCUUUCAAUGCGCAUCAGCAGCAGAAAGCACAAGCUGGUGGUGUCACCGAGGACGCUUCACGCUUGCAACAAGAUGAGCGCAAUCGGGCGAGCAGUGCCAGCAGCACGGGCAGCAACGACGUGCAGGUGUUCCGCUACCAGUCGGUUGGAUCGUCAGUACUGGACACCGUCCCCGCCUCGGGUGUGUCAGAAGAUGAGGAUAGCGAGGACGAGAGUAUGCUGCUGUCGGCACGCCAAUUGUAUGGACGGUUCGGCAACACGAAGCAACUGUCGAAACUUGGCGGCGAUCGUCCUGGAUUCCAGCACACACUCAGCCAAAUCCAGCAAAGUUUCGACGAACUAUCAAGUGACAGCGAGGACGAGGAGAAAACGCCUGCAACCCAAGUGGCCGGACGUCGGGGGUAGACUGCGGAGGGUCUGAGGGUGACAAUUAUCACAGGAAAGUCUGGUUCGUGUAAAUGAUCGUGUAGAUGUCGUUCAUAGGGUCCACCUUGCAUCAGCAAUAUAGAGGAUUUCGGCCCUUUUCUUUUAAAAAAAAUUGUGCACAGCUA